Molecule: messenger RNA, 3438 nt
Organism: Peromyscus maniculatus bairdii (prairie deer mouse)
Lineage: Eukaryota; Metazoa; Chordata; Mammalia; Rodentia; Cricetidae
Source: RefSeq, a predicted model, not a curated record
UUGUGCAUGUACAGGUGUGUUUGCACAUGUGUACAGGAACAUGGGGAAGCUAACAGUCAACCUUGACCAUUGUUCCUCAGGUACUGUCACCCUUGGUUUAUCUUUUGGGGUUUUUUUUGGGGGGGGUUACAUUUAUUUGUCCAUCAUGCAUGCUCAUGUACACAUACAUGCACAUACUAAGUUCUGUCUGGAGAUCAGAACACAGCUUGGGGAAGUCAGUCUCACCUUCCACCGCGAGAUUCCAGAGAUCAAACAAGCCGUCUUCCCAGGCCUGCCUCGCUGUCUUCUGAGACAGGCCUCUAACUGGGACCUAGGGCUCCCUGUUAGGCUAAUCUGUCCCACCAGUGCACCCCAGAGACCCGUCUGUCUUUGCCUCCCCAGGGCUGGGAAUGUGCACCACCAUGCCCUGCUCUUUUUUCUGCCGGAUCCGGGAAUUGAACUCUGGUCCUUUGGUUUGCAAGGCAGACACUUUACUGACUGAGCCGUCUCCCUCACCCCUACUUAAAGACUCAUUUUUUCAGUACUAGAGAUAGAAACCAGGGCCUCACCCAUACUAGGCAGACUCUACCAGACUUCUUCUGUCCUGUGUGUCGAUGAGGUUUGUCCCCGGGUGUAGGGGUGGGUGUAGAACUGUUUCCCGGUGGAAGUUAAGGGAGGGAGGUCGGGUUGGUAGGUCGGGAGCUCCAGUGUGUUCCCUCUGUUCCCCUAGGGUUUCUGUUCCUGGCUGACAGCCAUCUUCAGGAUAAAGGAUGACGAGAUCCGGGACAAGUGCGGGGGCGACGCUGUGCACUACUUGUCCUUCCAGAGACACAUCAUCGGGCUGCUGGUCGUCGUGGGCGUCCUCUCCGUGGGCAUCGUACUGCCUGUCAACUUCUCAGGGGACCUGCUCGAGAACAAUGCCUACAGCUUCGGGAGAACCACCAUUGCCAACUUGAAAUCAGGGAAUAAUCUCCUCUGGCUGCACACCUCCUUUGCUUUCCUGUACCUGCUGCUCACCGUCUACAGCAUGCGGAGACACACCUCUAAGAUGCGCUACAAGGAGGACGACCUGGUCAAACGGACUCUCUUCAUCAAUGGAAUCUCCAAAUAUGCAGAGUCAGAAAAAAUCAAGAAGCAUUUUGAGGAGGCCUACCCCAACUGCACGGUGCUGGAAGCCCGGCCCUGUUACAACGUGGCUCGUCUUAUGUUCCUUGAUGCCGAGAGGAAGAAGGCUGAGCGGGGAAAACUGUACUUCACGAACCUGCAGAGCAAGGAAAAUGUACCCACCAUGAUCAACCCCAAACCGUGUGGCCACCUCUGCUGCUGUGUGGUUCGAGGCUGCGAGCAGGUGGAGGCCAUUGAGUACUACACAAAGCUGGAGCAGAGGCUGAAGGAAGACUACAGGCGGGAGAAAGAGAAGGUGAACGAGAAGCCACUUGGCAUGGCCUUCGUCACCUUCCACAACGAGACCAUCACAGCCAUCAUCCUAAAGGACUUCAACGUGUGUAAAUGCCAGGGCUGUGCCUGCCGUGGGGAGCCGCGCGCCUCUUCCUGCAGCGAGGCCCUGCAUAUCUCCAACUGGACCGUGACCUAUGCCCCUGACCCCCAGAACAUCUACUGGGAGCACCUCUCCAUCCGAGGCUUCAUCUGGUGGCUGCGCUGCCUCGUCAUCAAUGUGGUCCUCUUCAUCCUGCUCUUCUUCCUCACCACCCCAGCCAUCAUCAUCACCACCAUGGACAAGUUCAACGUCACCAAGCCUGUGGAGUACCUCAAUAACCCCAUCAUCACUCAGUUCUUCCCCACACUACUGCUGUGGUGUUUCUCGGCCCUGCUUCCCACCAUCGUCUACUACUCGGCCUUCUUCGAAGCACACUGGACACGUUCCGGGGAGAACAGGACCACAAUGCACAAGUGCUACACCUUCCUUAUCUUCAUGGUGCUGCUCCUGCCCUCGCUGGGGCUGAGCAGCCUAGACCUCUUCUUCCGCUGGCUCUUUGACAAGAAAUUCCUGGCCGAGGCAGCUAUUCGGUUUGAGUGUGUGUUCCUGCCGGACAACGGCGCUUUCUUCGUGAACUACGUCAUUGCCUCAGCCUUUAUCGGUAACGCCAUGGACCUGCUGCGUAUCCCGGGCCUGCUCAUGUACAUGAUCCGGCUCUGCCUGGCGCGCUCCGCCGCCGAAAGACGCAACGUGAAGCGGCAUCAGGCCUACGAGUUCCAGUUUGGCGCAGCCUACGCUUGGAUGAUGUGCGUCUUCACGGUGGUCAUGACCUACAGUAUCACCUGCCCCAUCAUCGUGCCCUUCGGACUCAUGUACAUGCUGCUGAAGCACCUGGUAGACAGGUACAAUCUCUACUACGCCUACCUGCCGGCCAAGCUGGACAAGAAGAUCCACUCGGGGGCUGUGAACCAGGUGGUGGCGGCGCCCAUCCUCUGCCUCUUCUGGCUCCUCUUCUUCUCCACCAUGCGCGCGGGAUUCCUGGCCCCCACGUCUAUGUUCACCUUCGUUGUCCUGGUCAUCACCAUCGUCAUCUGUCUCUGCCACGUCUGCUUCGGACACUUCAAAUACCUCAGUGCCCACAACUACAAGAUUGAACACACAGAGACAGAUGCCGUGAGCUCCAGAAGUAACGGACGGCCCCCCACUGCUGCCGCCGUGCCCAAAUCUGCGAAAUACAUCGCUCAGGUGCUGCAGGACUCAGAGGGGGACGGGGACGGGGACGGGGCUCCUGGGAGCUCAGGCGACGAGCCUCCGUCGUCCUCCUCCCAAGAUGAGGAGUUGCUGAUGCCGCCCGACGGCCUCACGGACACGGACUUCCAGUCAUGCGAGGACAGCCUCAUAGAGAAUGAGAUUCACCAGUAAGGGGAGGGAGGGGCCCUGGAGGCCACGCCCUGCCCCUGCACCCACCCCCCGACGGACACUAAAAAACAAAACGCUAAUAAUUUAUUAGAACUAAAGCCCCCCCCUCCUCCUCCCCUGUCUCCUGCUUUCAUUAAGGUAUUUAAACCUGGGGAUUUCACUGCUCUCCCCCACCAUGGAGGGAGGGAGCCCCCCAACCUCAGUGAGGACAGCCCCGAGCAGGCCCCGGGGCAAAGAGGGGUGUGGAAGGGAGUCCCCGCCCAGAUCACCCUCACCACCCAGUAGUGUGCCCAGGAAAGGGUUAAUGAGAGCCAAGGUGGGUACCCGGUGCCGUGGCUGGAGGCCUGAGGAGACCGAGCACAUCUGUAGCUGCCCCCCAGUUCUUUCCUCUCUUCCCCGCCCCUGGAUCUGGGCCUCCAGGGACAUGAACUGCAGCCCCCUGGGAUGCAGGAGAAGAGAGGGAGGGGUAGAGUGGGAGGGAGGGUCAGGCCUGAGCCGGGGUGACCUGGAGGGGCGUGCCUGACACUGGAAAAGGGGGUUUUGCACUGGGUUUGUUUUUUGUUUUUGUUUUUGUUUUCCUUUAAUAAAAACAAAAGCUCCAA